AUGGAUUUCUUGAAAGAAUAUCUUCCGCCUGCGAAGGGUUAUUUACCAUAUUAUAUGACGCUGACGUCUAUCCUCGCGGUUGGAAAUGCUGUUCAGAAUUAUAUAACGUUGCACUUCUCGCGACGCCUCUAUAACGGCCAGUUCGUACCGAACCCUUCGUUAUCCCCCAAGUCUGAUACCUUCGAUCCGGAAGACUCGACUCGAAAACUUGUCCCCGCGUCGGCAACGUCCAAUCCCAAAGCCGGGCGUACCCAAGAUCAGGUCACCCCGCUCGCCGCCAGGUUAUUCGGUACUUAUACUAUCGUUUCGGCUAUUGUGCGUCUUUACGCUAGCUACAAUCUGCACCUUGCUCCCGUCUACCAGAUGACUAUUUGGACUUACGUCGUCGCGCUUGUGCACUUCGGCUCCGAAUUCGCUAUCUACAAGACGGCGUACAUGGGGCCGGUCGUGUCGACCUUCUUUUUCGCUACCGUCGGUAUUGUGUGGAUGAUUAGCCAGUACAACUUCUACGUCGAAGCGUAA
Messenger RNA from Daldinia caldariorum, 522 nucleotides. RefSeq names its product transmembrane domain-containing protein. Gene Ontology annotation, cellular component: endoplasmic reticulum; membrane. The record is from RefSeq and is a predicted model, not a curated record. Bases 1 to 522 code for a protein of 173 amino acids. The transcript has 2 exons. NCBI's taxonomy places the organism in Eukaryota, Fungi, Ascomycota, Sordariomycetes, Xylariales, Hypoxylaceae. Gene Ontology annotation, molecular function: protein-macromolecule adaptor activity.